This is a messenger RNA of Xyrichtys novacula (pearly razorfish), 2408 nucleotides long. The record is from the annotation of a GenBank genome assembly. NCBI's taxonomy places the organism in Eukaryota, Metazoa, Chordata, Actinopteri, Labriformes, Labridae.
AGAGAGGGAGAGAGGGAGAGAGGGAGGGAGGGAGAGAGAGAGAGAGAGAGGGAGGGAGAGAGAGAUUUAUCUGCUUAUUGAUGUGACGAUGAAAUGAGAGAGAGAGAGACCAGGCCUUCGCCGUCCGCCGGACAAACAACCACUCGAUCAGGAUCUGAGAGGAGAGAGAACCUCAAAGAUCAGCGAGGAACUCCUGAGGAGCUCCAGAGUUUUCCAGACAGAGGAGCCGAUAGAGGAGGAGGACGACAGAAGAGCGAGAGGAGAUCUGUCCGAGGAUCAAAGGAGUUAAAAAAAAGAAACAGCCACAGGAGUGAGAGGAGAGAUCAAAAUAUCGUAGACUUUAGGGGUGACAGGAGCUCAGGAGGUAGAGCGGUCGUGGCUCAGGAGGUAGAGCGGUCUAACUCAGGAGGUAGAGCGGUCUAACUCAGGAGGUAGAGCAGUCUAACUCAGGAGGUAGAGCGGUCGUGGCUCAGGAGGUAGAGCGGUCUAACUCAGGAGGUAGAGCGGUCUAACUCAGGAGGUAGAGCGGUCUAACUCAGGAGGUAGAGCGGUCUAACUCAGGAGGUAGAGCGGUCUAACUCAGGAGGUAGAGCAGUCGUGGCUCAGGAGGUAGAGCGGUCUAACUCAGGAGGUAGAGCGGUCGUGGCUCAGGAGGUAGAGCGGUCUAACUCAGGAGGUAGAGCGGUCGUGGCUCAGGAGGUAGAGCGGUCUAACUCAGGAGGUAGAGCGGUCUAACUCAGGAGGUAGAGCGGUCGUGGCUCAGGAGGUAGAGCGGUCUAACUCAGGAGGUAGAGCGGUCUAACUCAGGAGGUAGAGCAGUCGUGGCUCAGGAGGUAGAGCGGUCGUGGCUCAGGAGGUAGAGCGGUCGUGGCUCAGGAGGUAGAGUGGUCUAACUCAGGAGGUAGAGCGGUCUAACUCAGGAGGUAGAGCGGUCGUGGCUCAGGACGACGGUUAACGACAUUAAACCCUCAGACCAUGACUCUGUACUUUCUCUAACAUGACUCGGCGUUUAGAUGAUUCCGGACUCUGAUCCCGUCAACGAUAGAAAGACCCUCAGCAGGUCCUGGUCUAAGGACUCUCUGGGGACAGGUCCUUUCAAACGUCACUCUGGAUGAUGAAGAUCUGACUCUCUAGUCCUCUCUGGGUUCAGGACUGAAGACUAUGGGGAUCUGGAUUUAGACUAAUCUGGACUAAACUGGAUUUAGGUUCUUGGACCACUCUGGGCCUCCGUACAGAGUUUCAUGGUCUGUUAAAGAAGAACUUCAGAAACUUUAAAGUGUUUUUCUUGAUUUUUACCCAAACAGACGUUUUUUUUUUUCUGACGACUUUAUUAAAACUCUGUUUGUUCUUUUUUAUUUUAACUCUGAUUUUAUUCUCGUCUCAGAUUUUCUUUGGUUGAUUCUCAUUUUCUGACUCAGGUUCUCCGUCGGACCACUCUGGGCCUCCGUACGGCGUUCCUGAGCAGCUGGCGGUGGUUUCUCCGUGAGGACGUCCGCUCGCUCCUCGUCUCUAAUCUGAAUGAAAUGAUCAUUAAAAAGCGUCAGACUCUGCGGGUCGACUCGCCGCUGUUAUCUGGGGACGCCUGCUCCUGCCAUCAUCAAUCGGCGGCUCCUUCAGCCCCCUUCACGUCCACGCCGGCGUGUUGUUCAGCCGCAGAUUUCCACGGUCCAGAGAAAACACUUGAAACGCUAUUAAGGCUGUAGUGGAGCGGGUGUUUGUAAGCCUCGCUCUUGUCAACACGCCGGCAGGAUGAACACAAGAGCGGGGGGGCGGGGAACUCUGUAAAAAGUGACCGCAGGGACCGCAGGGACCGCCAUCUGAGUCAAACGGACUCUAACGGACCUACUCCAGACCGGACCACAGGGACCACAGGGACCACAGGGACCCCGUGAUGAAGAAGACGCUGACCCCUGACCCCUGACCUCGGUUCAUCACGUCCUGAUCACAGUUUUCGGGUCUUUGUCGGUGUUUUUCACGGACAUAUCGUGACGCAGGUUUGAAUUAACCUCUGACCUUUUAGGAGGAAACAAACGAGACGUCCGUCAGCGAUGUCCAGAUUCACCGUUUCACGUCGGCGGUCCGAUACAAACGUUUGUGAUGCGACCGCGCCGGUUUAAGGAGCGUCGAUAUAAUUCAGGGUGAAUUUUCGUCUCUUCUCGCCUCUCUGCUCCGAUAAAUCUCGUCGUUAAAUCGAUUAUUUCAUCUUCUAGUUUUUAUCCUCUGUCCUCGGCAGCAGCGACGAGAUAUUUAACGCACCAAAAAUAAAAACAAAAAUCAAACACGUGGAAAUGUUUCUGUUUUUUUUCAAGCGAGGAGGUCGACUUGACAAGACGCAAUUUACAAACAAUACCGUGUGGCGAUCAAGUACGUCAGCAGCACAACGAACCUGAUGGCGCAGAUGAACCGAC